This is a messenger RNA of Haliotis rufescens (red abalone), 1204 nucleotides long. Its product is annotated as deoxyribonuclease-1-like. Lineage: Eukaryota; Metazoa; Mollusca; Gastropoda; Lepetellida; Haliotidae. The transcript is spliced from 8 exons. Gene Ontology annotation, cellular component: nucleus. The record is from RefSeq and is a predicted model, not a curated record. Gene Ontology annotation, biological process: DNA catabolic process. The coding region runs from base 61 to 912 and encodes 283 amino acids. Gene Ontology annotation, molecular function: DNA nuclease activity.
ACUCAGGUGCCUAGCGUUCACUGCUGUGUCAGCUGAAGACAGGUGCCUAGGACUCUCACGAUGUUGGUCACCAUCAGUCUGCUGCUGGCCUGUGUGCCCCUCAUCUCCCCCUCCCCAGUCUCCACCCUCAAAGUAGGGGCGUUCAACAUCCAGGUGUUCGGCAAGACGAAGGCAAGCAAACCUGACGUCAUGGAAACUAUCAGAAAGAUAAUAUCCUCUUAUGACGUCAUGCUCGUGCAGGAGAUUCGUCAGAAGAGUGGAGACUGUAUGGUCCAACUUCUCGACUUGCUCAACAACAACGCCACUGAACAGUUUGCUUACAUCGCCAGCCCCCGGCUCGGGCGCACUUCGUCAAAAGAACAGUAUGCGUAUUACUACAAAACAGACAAGGUGCGCACCGUGGACACGAGACUGUACAAUGACACGGCUGAUCUGUUUGAGAGGGAGCCGUACAGUGUUCUGAUAGAGGUACAGACAGGUGCAGGAGGUAGUCUGAGAAUGGCUCUGACGGGCGUUCACAUCAAACCUGACGAUGCCGUGCACGAACUGCAAGUCAUGGAGACCGUCUACAAUGACACCAAGAACGCCUUCGGCACGGAGAACAUGCUCAUCAUGGGCGAUAUGAACGCCGACUGCAGAUACGUCAAGAGCUCAGAGCUGUCAAGCAUUAACCUUUUCUCAGACACCAAGACCUUUUGGACUCUCAUCAGUGAGACUGAGGACACCACUACCUCUAACAGCAACUGUGCCUACGACAGGAUCGUGGUAGCGGGUGCUGAGCUUGAAAGUCACGUGGUAGCGUACGACACAGAGUACUUCGGCACUGAGUUUGGGCUGACAGCGGAACAGGAAAAGGCAGUCAGCGACCACUUUCCUGUGUGGGUCACCUUUAACCUGGAUGCUCGGAAGUAAACACUCUAGCCUCGCUUUCAGUGAUGUAUACAUUUGAAAAUACUGUUACUCAGACCUUGGACAUUAAAUGAACACUAGGAACAACGAGCCUGAUAUUACAUCUAACACAUACGUAUGUUUGUUGUUUUCCCUUCCAACAUAACGAAAGUGCAAGUGAUUCCGUGGCAUUUGAUGCUCACCAAGCAUUAAUUUGGCAGGGCUUGUGAUGCAUUAAUGCGCGGAACGAUGUCACUGAAUUCGAAUUGUUUUCCACAGUUGUAUUUGUGAAAUAAAUAAACAGUCUGAGAAGUUA